AUGUCUCAAUACGGCCAGUCACGUGGCGGCUACGACGACGAUGAUGGUCCACGCCGGUAUCAUAGCGUACGAACACGACCACGAGGCAACGACGAGCCGGACUACGUGAGGGAAGAGACGUACAUUGAGCGCGGCAAGGGUGCUGGACCACGUGAUUUGGUGUUUCGAGGUCGCGAUGACAGCGUUGAGGACAUUCCCAGGGACUUCCCACCGCCUGGACGUAACUCGCGCCGGAAUGGAGACUACGACGACUACAAUGCACCUCCCCGCCGUGCAAAGAGCGCGCGUGGGGGCAGAUACGACGAUGACUACGACGACGACCGGUCCACUGUCUACGGCGCUGGAGCAGGAGGAGCUGCUGGAUACGCCGCUGGUCGCCGUGGAGACAAGAGAGAUCGACGCCGUCGCGAUGAUCGUGAUUACGACUCCGAUUACUCCGACUCCCCGCCGCCACGCCGUCAUGAGCGCAAGAAGUCGGGCAUCCAGGAGACGCUCGAGGGUCUCGGCUUAGGCGGCAUCGUUGGUGCAGCACUCGGCAAGAAAGACAAGGACAAGGACCGCUCCUCAUCUCGUGAUGGUCGCUCUGCCCGUUCCGGCCGGUCUCGCUCACGUGCCAAUCGCGGACGUUACUCGGACGAGGACUCUCGAAGCCGCUCUCGUGGCGGUGGCAAGCAGAAUGAACGCAAGUGGGCCCAGGCUGCUCAAGCUGCACUCGUCGCUGGUGCCGUCGAGGCUUUCCGCUCGCGUAAGGAGGCUGGCCCAUGGACUGGCGAGAAAGGAAAGCGCAUUGCCACGGCGGCUUUUGGUGCUGGUGGUAUCGAUGGUUUUCUCCAAGGCAAGAAGCCAGAGGAGAAGUCAAAGAUCCAUCUUGCUGAAGCUGUUAUUGGUGGUCUGGCUGUCAAUCGCCUGGCCAACGGCUCCCGAUCCAAAUCUCGCGGACCGGAUGGACGUGGACGGGAUUACUCUCCAGAUUCCCGUGCUGGUGGCGGUCUCCGUUCCCGCAGUCGCAGUGUCAUAGACAGGUUCAGGGGAAGAUCAGCAUCACGUGGUCCAGGCGCUCGCAGCGAGGCAGGCGAAGGAGGGGGUGGUGCAGGCGCACUCAAGGGUUUGGUAGCAGGCGGUGCAGUCGCUGCAGCUGGCAAGGCCAUCUAUGAUCGGGUACGCUCCAAGUCACGCAAACGUCGCUCACCUUCAAACUCCAGCGCAGACUCGUAUGUGCCUUCCCGCAAUCGUCGCCGAGACAAGCGUCGCUCACCCCCUUCAGAUACAGACGAUCGCAGUACUCGCCGCAGUCAAGCCGGUACCGCUCGCGGUCAAGGUCAAGACCGCGGCAUUAAUGGCCGUGAUGUCGCCGCGGGCGGGGCGGCGGGCGCUGGUGCUGGUGCAUUAGUUGCGAACCGUAAUCGAGGACAGCAGCAGAACGGAAAUGACGGCAACAACGACAACAAGAAUAACAAUAAUAAUGAGAGCAAGGACGGCGAGCAACACAGUGAUAGUAGUAGCACUACUGACAUGGAGAACAAAAGAAAGCACAUGAAGGGGAAAGAGCUGUUGACGGCGGGUCUGGCUACUAUUGCUACCAUCCACGCCGCCCAUGGUGUCUACUCCUCGAUGGAAUCGCACGAGAAACGGCAUCGGCUUGUGGCGGAGGGUGAGAUGAGUCCCGAGGAGGCUAGGAAGAAGCAAACGAAGGCUUGGGUGCAAGAUGCAGCCGCUGUGGGUAUUGCGGCUUUGGGUAUCAAAGGUGCUUUCUCAGAGUGGAAGGAGAUGAAUGAGCAGAGGUAUGCAUAUCCUAACUCACCCCCUAACAAAAACUAUUGUCCGCUAAUCAUCGCACUUUCUUUUCUCGCUAGACGUGAAAUCCACGAAAUCGAAAAGCGCAAACGCGAGCGUAGAAAGCGGCUGGAGCAACGCAAACGAACCGAGGAGCAUCAGCGGCAGGAGCAAAUGAUGAACGUGUGGAGCAAAAACCCCAUGAUGGCGAUGCAGAUGCAUACUAUGCAGCAGAGCAUGCAAGGUAAUGGACAAGGCAUGCCGUUGCCGAUGAUGCCCCAGGGUUAUGGUGGCGGUGGCGGCGGAGGUGGCGGUGGAGGACAGGGCCAGAGGCAGCAGCAGCAGCCCGGUACGUAUUGGCAGAGGCUUUAUGGGACACGGGGAUAA
This is a messenger RNA of Recurvomyces mirabilis, 2160 nucleotides long. RefSeq lists its product as uncharacterized. The transcript has 2 exons. The record is from RefSeq and is a predicted model, not a curated record. Lineage: Eukaryota; Fungi; Ascomycota; Dothideomycetes; Mycosphaerellales; Teratosphaeriaceae. The coding region runs from base 1 to 2160 and encodes 719 amino acids.